UUGGGGAGGAUAUUUGUGGUCGGUGUUCUGCUGUCUGCUUCUGUGUUGUGGGAGGUUUGAAGAUUUGUUGGAUGCCAUGCGCUAGGUGACGAUGUCGGUGUACUUUGACCGGUACAUAGACGACCAGCAGCGGGGCGUGCUGAAGGUGGGCCUCGAAUGGCACCGCGUCGCGCCGCUGGUGGCCGUCAGCUGGUACUCCGAACAGCAGGGCGGAGGCGUCAGCCUCUACAAUGACGAGGGUGAUCUGGUGCCGGGCCUCUCCGUGCCGGCCUCCAGCACACAGGUCACCGCCAUCGUCUGGCACCCGAUCAAGAAGGUGCUUCUGCUCGGAUGGGAGACUGGAGUGCUUCAGACCUGGAGCGAACACGACCGGGCGCUGACCGACAUCCAGAGUCUGCACAAGAGCCCGGUCACCCUGGCCAUGUGGAGCGCCGCCGGCGGACGGCUCAUCACUGCUGACACGUCGGGCACCCUGGUCGGCUGGAAGGGCGACGGCCAGUGCAACGUCACCGUGGUGUUCCAGCAUGACCUGAAGGACCCGCUGACCCAGCUGGUGUACCGCAGCGUGGAGGAGCACCAUCAGCAGCAGCCCAGCGUCGACCUCGGGGGGCUGGCCAAGGCAGCCGUUAGCGGAGACGAGGUGGCGCUCGACAUGUUCAGCUCGUGGAGACCCAAGACGUCGUCGACGCGCUUCCUGGUCGCCCGGCAGGAGAACCUCAACCUGUUCGUCGGCUCAGCAUCCGGCAUCAUUUACUACAUCACGGAGUCCGGCAACUGCAUGGAGGUGCUGCAGGCGGACGGCGCUAUCCGCUUCCUGCUCUUCUACGAGGGCAAGGAGGAGCUGGUGGUGGUGACGGAGACGAUGGUGCUGGGCGAGUUUCAGGUCGAGUACGACGGCACACUGACGGAGAUCACCAAGGUGAAGCUGUCGGGCCGUAACCAGGACAUGCAGCUGAGCUGGGCCGGGCCCGGCGUGCUGGCCGUGGCCACCGGCGAGCCGCACAUCCGGCUCUGGGACCUCGACAAGGGCGACAACUAUGCCGUCCGGCUCGACGGCCACUACUUCAACGAGCAGGACGCCGUCCUCUCACUGGCCUUCUGCCCGGGCAAGGCGGUUCUGGCUGCCGGCACCAGCAUGGGCAAGGUGGCCUUCUACAAGUACUUCAAGGUGGAGAAGGACGAGGAGCACAACUGGCACGUGCAGUACGUGGCCACCGUCAGCGGGCCGGCCAAGAUGUGCAGGUGGGGCAGCACCAAGAACCUGCUGGCCGUCAACACUGUGAAGGACGUCGUCAUCCUGCGGGAGCACCAGAUGUGCACCCACUUCAACGACAUGGUGUCGGCCGUGCAGGUGUCGCCCACUCAGCUCUCCAUAGACAUCUUCACCACCAAACAGCACAUGGAGCUGAAGUCGGACAUCCAGAUCCAGGGCACGUUCGUCGCCGUUGACCAGGUGGUAAUCUGGAGCGGCCGUCGCGUGGUUGUGUACGAGUUCUCGCCAGACGCCCAGCACGCUCGGGUGGUCGGUUCGUUCGAGUCGACCUGCGAGAUGGCGGCCCUCUACGAGACGAACCUCUACCUGGCCGACCAGGGAAACCUGGUCGUCACCAACUUCCAGGGUGCCGUGAAACAGAAGAUCGACUUCACCGACAAGGAGGGAGAAGCCAUGUACAUCGACAUCAACGGCACCUCGAUGGUGGUGGGCUCAGUGAACGGCGCCCUCAAGCUGUUCGACCUCUCGAGAAGAGAGCUGAGAAGUUUGGCUAACCCGAAGUUCAUCUCGGAGAGUGUGCCUGACUUCGGCGAGCUGAUUCAGUGCCGGGUGAACUGCAAGGGCACCAAAGUCAGCUGUUUGGUGGCUCAGUCGUCGCUGCUGCCAGACCCGAAGGUGUACAUCUGGGACGUGGACACAGACGCCGUCAGCUACUUCAACUUCAGCUCGGGCCGCGAGGACGAGGACGACCAGCGCGUGCCGCCCAACUCGGCCACCAGCACCGACUCGCGCGAGCUGACUGUCAUGGAGAGGACCAAGCUGGAGUCGUCGCGGAGUGUGGGCGGUCGGUUCGUGGUGAACCACUUCUGGGAGCCAAGCGACGCGCGGCUCUUCGUGUGCGAGGCCAAGCUGCUGCCGGACACUACCAAGCCGCCGCUGUCGUCCACGCUGCUGCUGAAUAAAACGUCCAGCGCGCAGGUCCGGCUGCAGAGCGAGCUGCUCAUCGUGUCCAUGUUCAGCACGUCGGAGAGCGGCGUGGUGGUGCAGGACUGGGUGCCGCUCGGCGAGCAGCACAGCCACGUGGUGGGCGUGGCCGUGCCCUACUUCUACCUGCUGCUCAAGCUCGACUCGCUCAUUCUGGACGCAGACAAGGACGCCGGCUCCUCCAUGUACUUGACGUCCAACCGGCCGUCCCAGAUCUCCACCCACGUGAUGCGCGACUUCCAAGGUCUGGAGAAUGCUGACAAGCCUACCAAGCAGGCUAUGAUGGAGUUCUCCUACCAUCUGAGCGUUGGCAACAUGGACGAAGCCUUCAAGGCCAUCAAAACCAUCAAGAGUCAGCAGGUGUGGGAGAACAUGGCGCGCAUGUGCGUCAAGUCCAAGCGCCUGGACGUGGCCUCCGUCUGCCUGGGCAACAUGGGCUUCGCCAGAGGUGCACGGAUGCUGAAGAUCGCCCAGAGUGAGCCAGAGCUGGACGCCCGGGUGGCCAUGCUGGCCGUUGUGUUGGACAUGACGGAGGAGGCGGCGCACCUGUACCAGCGCUGCGGCCGCUGGGACCUGCUCAACCGGCUGUACCAGGACACCGGCGAGAUGGAGAAGGCCAUCGAGCUGGCGCGUACCAAGGACCGCAUCCACCUGCGGCACACCUUCUACCGCUGCGCCAAGACGCUCGAGGCCAGAGGGGAGCUGCAGGACGCCGUGCCGUUCUACGAGCAGUCGGAGACGCACCGCUUCGAGGUGCCCCGCAUGCUGUUUGACGAUACGCUCGCGCUGGAGCAGUACGCCACACAGACCAAGGACAAGGGAGUGAAGCGCUGGUGGGCCCAAUACAUGGAGUCGACGGGCGACAUGGACACGGCCCUCGAGUACUACCAAGCGGCCGAGGAUUACCUGUCGCUGGCCAGGGUCUACUGCUACCUUAACGACCUGGACAAGGCGGCCAAGCUGGCCAACGACACCGGCGACAGGGCGGCCUGCUACCACUUGGCGCGCCAGUACGAGAACUCCGACAACAUAAAGGAGGCGAUCCACUUCUUCACGCGCGCACAAGCCUACGGCAACGCCAUCCGACUGUGCAAGGAGAACCAGUUCGACGAUCAGAUGCUGAACCUGGCGCUGAUGGCCGGGCCGCGCGAGCAGCUGGACGCCGCGCGCUACUUCGAGUCGCUCGGCAAGGGCGGCAUCGAGCGAGCCGUCAUGCUCUACCACAAGGCCGGCCUGCUCACCAAGGCCACCGACCUCGCCUUCAAGCACCAGCAGUUCAACGCUCUCCAGCUGAUCGCCAACGACCUGACGUCCGAGUGCGACCCGGCGCUGCUGCAGAAGUGCGCCGCGUUCUUCAUCGAGAACGGACAGUUCGACAAGGCCGUUGACAUGUUCGCCAUCUCCAAAAAGUAUGUGGAGGCGCUGGACCUGUGCGUAGAGCACAACAUACCCAUCACGGAUGAGGUGGCCGAGAGGCUGACCAUCCCUAAAGGCGAGGGCACUGACGACGAGCGCUCCCGGGUCCUGCUCAAGGUGGCCGAGUGCGCCUACGCCCAGAACAACUACGUCCUGGCCACCAAGAAGUACACCGAGGCUGGCGACAAGGUCAACGCCAUGAAGUCGCUGAUGAAGUCUGGGGACACCAAGCGGAUCAUCUACUUCGCCCAGACCUCCCGCGAGCGCGAUAUCUACAUCAUGGCGGCCAACUACCUGCAGUCUACCGACUGGCAGAAGAGCCCCGAGAUCAUGAAGUCCAUCACCACGUUCUACACCAAGGGCAAGGCUUACGACCUCCUGGCCGGCUUCUACGACGCCUGUGCCCAGGCGGAGAUAGACGAGUUUCAUGAUUACGAUAAGGCGCUGAGUGCUCUGACGGAGGCCUACAAGAGCUUCAGCAAGUCUCAGCAGGGCAACACUGGCGAGCUGGACAACCGAGGGGCCAACCUCCGCGAGAAGAUCGAGCUCGUCAAGAAGUUCGUCACAAUCCGAGGACACUUCCAGGUUAACCCGGACGAGUCGAUGGUGGCGGCGCGGGACUUCGCCAACGAGCUGCGUAAUGACGAGGCCGUGCGGCGCGGCGACCUGUACGCCAUGAUCGUCGAGUACCUGGCGCGGCAGCAGAAGUACGAGAUGGCGUACAAGGCUAUCGAGCAGAUGCGCCAGCGGUGCCCGGGCGCCCAGGUGGGGCACCACAUCAGCGAGCCGGUGCUGCUGGCCAUCCAGCAGGCCGUCGGCGUCCAGAUCAACCGGCAGUCGCGCGGCAACCUGUCCGGCGGCGGCUUCGACGCCAACAUCGAGAUCUCCGACGACGAGUGAGCCCGGCCGCGCCACGUGGCUGAGCCGGGCCGCGCCACACGGCUGAG
Molecule: messenger RNA, 4560 nt
Organism: Pollicipes pollicipes
Lineage: Eukaryota; Metazoa; Arthropoda; Thecostraca; Pollicipedomorpha; Pollicipedidae
Gene: rempA
Product: intraflagellar transport protein rempA
Exons: 34
Coding region: 92-4513 (1473 amino acids)
Biological process (GO): intraciliary retrograde transport
Cellular component (GO): axoneme; ciliary basal body; intraciliary transport particle A
Molecular function (GO): protein binding
Source: RefSeq, a predicted model, not a curated record